AUAUGGCUAUUUCUGAUGAGCUGCACUACUUGGAGGUCUACCUAACAGAUGAGUUUGCCAAAGGAAGAAAAGUGGCGGAUCUCUAUGAGCUUGUGCAAUAUGCUGGAAACAUCAUCCCAAGGCUAUUUUAAACACAGCACGAAAACAUUUUGGAGCUGGUGGAAAUCAACGGAUUCGCUUCACACUGCCGCCUUUGGUAUUUGCAGCUUAUCAGUUGGCUUUUCGGUACAAAGAGAAUUCUAAAGUGGAUGACAAAUGGGAAAAGAAAUGCCAGAAGAUUUUUUCAUUUGCUCACCAGACUAUCAGUGCUUUGAUCAAAGCAGAGCUGGCAGAAUUACCCCUAAGACUCUUUCUUCAAGGAGCACUAGCUGCUGGAGAAAUUGGUUUUGAAAAUCAUGAAACUGUUGCAUAUGAAUUUAUGUCCCAGGCAUUUUCUCUGUAUGAAGAUGAAAUCAGUGAUUCCAAAGCACAGCUAGCUGCCAUCACCUUGAUCAUUGGUACUUUUGAGAGGAUGAAGUGCUUCAGUGAAGAGAAUCAUGAACCCUUGAGGACUCAAUGUGCACUUGCUGCUUCCAAACUUCUGAAGAAACCAGAUCAGGGCCGAGCUGUGAGCACCUGUGCACAUCUCUUCUGGUCUGGCAGAAACACAGAUAAAAAUGGGGAAGAGCUUCAUGGAGGCAAGAGGGUAAUGGAGUGCCUAAAGAAAGCUCUAAAAAUAGCAAAUCAGUGCAUGGACCCCUCUCUACAAGUGCAGCUUUUUAUAGAAAUUCUGAACAGAUAUAUAUAUUUUUAUGAAAAGGAAAAUGAUGCGGUAACAAUUCAGGUUUUGAACCAGCUUAUCCAAAAGAUUCGAGAAGAUCUCCCAAAUCUUGAGUCCAGUGAAGAAACAGAGCAGAUUAACAAACAUUUUCAUAACACGCUGGAGCAUUUGCGCUUGAGGCGGGAAUCACCAGAGUCUGAGGGGCCAAUCUAUGAAGGUCUCAUCCUUUAAAAGAAGACAGCUCACUAUACUUUCCAUGUACAUCCAGUAAGGGUUUAUUAACUAGGUCUCCUUUCCGUAGAUUGUGCCUUUCAGAAAUGCUGAGGUAGGUUUCCUGUUUCUUACCUGUGAUGUGUUUUACCCAGCACCUCCGGACACUCACCUUCAGGACCUUAAUAAAGUUAUUUACUUUGUAAGAGUUCAAGUCUUGUCUGAUCUCCCCAAAUAGCAUGAUUGAUCUGCUAUUUAAAAUUCCUGUGAUCUGUAAAAAA
Castor canadensis (American beaver) is the source of this 1251-nucleotide messenger RNA. Lineage: Eukaryota; Metazoa; Chordata; Mammalia; Rodentia; Castoridae. The record is from RefSeq and is a predicted model, not a curated record.